Molecule: messenger RNA, 2257 nt
Organism: Humulus lupulus (European hop)
Lineage: Eukaryota; Viridiplantae; Streptophyta; Magnoliopsida; Rosales; Cannabaceae
Product: CBL-interacting serine/threonine-protein kinase 11
Exons: 1
Coding region: 430-1842 (470 amino acids)
Biological process (GO): protein phosphorylation; signal transduction
Molecular function (GO): ATP binding; protein kinase activity
Source: RefSeq, a predicted model, not a curated record
UAUAGUGUUCCAUUGUAACAGUAUCUAAAGCCCUGUCUAGAUUCGCUUCGACCAUUCACGGGUCUCUCGUCACACUCGCACACGCGCCCCUUUUUGUUCCAUUAAAAUAGCAAAGAAACAGCUCUAACGUCCCUAUCUCGAAACUUCCACCGAACAACUCCUCCAAACACGUACGCAUACACUCUCCUUUUUCUUUGUUUCAAAUCCUUCUUAAACUUGUUCAAACAGAACAACAUUUCAGAAACUCAACCACAAAAAAAAAAAAAUUCAUUCUAAGAGCGGCGCGUGUUCAUAAACCGAUUGUCCGCAAUUACUCCGUCAUCGUCGCCGUUAUCUUCGGUUUCGGCAGCUGUAAAGCGCCAAAAUCAAACCCAAAACCGUAAUCUCGUUCUGAUCGAGCCGCCAGGUUCGAUCUCUGGAUCGAGCCAGAUGCCAGAGAUCGAACAAAUUGAUGGUGUCGGCGCUACUGGCUCGGCCGCCGUCGCAGACCCGGAGAAUGCUUUGUUUGGGAAGUAUGAGGUCGGACGGCUUCUCGGGUGCGGUGCCUUUGCGAAGGUUCAUCACGCCAGGGACAUCCGUUCGGGACAGAGCGGGGCGAUCAAAAUCAUCAAUAAGAAGAAGCUGGCCACCCCGAACCUGAGGUCGAACGCUAAGCGUGAGAUCUCCGUCAUGAAGCGGCUGCGCCACCCCAACAUCGUCAAGCUCCACGAGGUCUUGGCUUCGAAGACCAAGAUCUAUUUCGUGAUGGAGUUUGUUAAAGGAGGCGAGCUCUUCGCCAAGAUCGCCAAGGGACGGUUCUCGGAAGAUCUCAGCCGCAAGUACUUUCGGCAGCUGAUCUCCGCCGUGGGGUACUGCCACUCGCGUGGAAUCUUCCACCGCGACCUGAAGCCUGAGAAUCUCCUCCUCGAUGAGAACGGUAACCUGAAGGUCUCUGAUUUCGGUCUCAGCGCCAUCGCUGAUGACCAGAUUCGGUCCGAUGGUCUCCUCCACACGCUUUGUGGGACACCGGCUUACGUGGCUCCUGAAAUUCUCAACCAGAGGGGAUACGACGGUGCCAAGAUUGACGUUUGGUCAUGCGGCGUCGUUUUGUUCGUCUUGACCGCCGGGUACCUGCCUUUCAACGACGGGAAUCUCAUGGCUUUGUAUAAGAAGAUCUAUAAAGGCGAGUUUCGUUGCCCCAGAUGGAUGUCCCCAGAUCUCAAGCGGUUCUUAUCUCGUCUUUUGGACACGAAUCCCGAGACCAGGAUCACCAUUGACGAGAUUUUGAAGGACCCAUGGUUCAGAAAAGGUGGGUACAGAGCGCAGAUCAAUUUCUACGACGAAGAACCCGAAUCGGCCCAGAAAAUGCCGGGGGAUGGCGAGCAGGACCCGAAGGACCUGAGUUUGACCAACUUGAACGCGUUUGACAUUAUAUCGUUCUCGUCGGGUCUGGACCUUUCUGGGUUAUUUGAUUUAUCUCACAACUCAGUCCAGGACGGCGAACGACUCAUCUCGCAGGAGUGGCCGGAAAAAAUCAUCCAGAAGGUUGACGAGUUCGCGAAAGGCGAGAGGCUAAAGAUGAAGACGAAAAAGGAAUUUGGGGUCGAGAUUGAAGGGCAUAAUGGUAAAUUGGUCAUGGGUCUAGAGGUUUACAGGUUGACGGAGACCUUAGUGGUUGUGGAGGCCAAGAGAAGAGGUGGUGAUUCCAAUCUUUACAAAGAGUUUUGGGAAAAUAAGCUCAGGCCUUUGUUGUCCACUAGUGCUCCGUUAAUGGAGUCUGAAGCUUCAACCUCGAAUUGUUCUUUGGAGGCCUCAUCUUCUUCUUCUUCUUCAUCAUCAUCAUCAUCAUCAUCAUCGUCAUAAUAAGUUCGUUCAUCACAUGAAUUAGAUUACAAAUUUGCUGCAAAUUAAAAAUAAAAUAAAAAAAGCUUGGUCAUGGGUAGAUGAUCGGUUCUUUUCUGGGUGUCGUUUGAUACCCAAUUAUUUAUAUUUACAAUGUCGUUUGAUAUAUGAGAGAGAGAGAGAUAGCAAUUUUAAAGUUUGUGUUUUAAUUUUUACUUUAAUUUUAGUGGGGGAGGCGGUGGAAGAAAGUGUGAAUGUUUGUACAGUGAUUUAAGUAUCGGGAACAGAUGUUUCAGAAAAAAAAAAAAGAAAAAUUUUUAUAGAAUAAGUUGUAUAUAUAUACCAUUGAGUAUGUAAACGACAACCGGAGAGUGAAGGGUUUAGAGUAUGAACUCUCAACUUCGACUCCUUAAUUAUAUUAAAUUUUCUUCAAAUU